Molecule: messenger RNA, 3477 nt
Organism: Cuscuta europaea
Lineage: Eukaryota; Viridiplantae; Streptophyta; Magnoliopsida; Solanales; Convolvulaceae
Source: the annotation of a GenBank genome assembly
CGGAAUAUUGACGAUCACUGAGCCACUGAGGUUGCGCGCGGUUCCUUCUAUUUCCCGCCAAAAAACAUAAAUCUCCCCGUCUUUCUUCUCUCCGCCGUCUGCACAGUGCGUCCAGCGCCACUCACAUCUGAAGAUCUAGACCAGCUGAAGAAUUUCCGUGAUAUGGAUAUGGACUUUCCUGAUCCUUCUGAGCUCGAAUGGCUCGAAUCGAACUCUUACCACAUUCACGAUGACCUUGAACUGGAAGAAGAUUUCUUGCAACCACCGUCCCCGCCGUCAGAGCCCGAUGAAGAAACCACAGACCAAAUUCCCACAAAAAGCGCCGACUCUCCCCUACCCAGAAACCCCUCACUUCAAUUACCCCCCAAACCCACCCUCGCAAUCCCGCCCAAACCCCCAACGCUUCCCAACCAGACCAAGAAACGGUUCCGACCCGACCCAGGGCCAGUCCUUGCCGAAAACGAGGCUUCAACUGAGGAGAAACGGAGCAGGGUGGAAAGAAUGGAAAGUGAAGCCGAUGAGGAUUGGCUCCGCUACUCGCCGCCGCCUGCUCCAGAGGUGGUGGAGAAAGAGGUGGAAAAGGAAAAGACUUUGUCGAGGUACGCUAUGGAGAUUGACGGGGAUUGUGUACCAGUCACAGGACAUGAUGGGGAGAGGGUUUAUGCCAAGAUAUGCAGACAUCAUAUGAAAGAGAGGAUUGGGAAGUUGGACACAAAGGGUGAAUCUACAGCUCUUAUUCGGGAGUCCGUCAGGGUGCUUAUGCAGAAAAUGGAACAUGAGGAAUUUGCAAAGGCUUUGCAAGCUAGCUGUGAAGAUCAAAUUGAAGCAAGUCCUCCAAAAGCCACAAUACUAAAUGAGCAACUUUGGGUGGAAAAGUAUGCUCCCAGUUCAUUUACAGAACUUCUCAGUAAUGAGCACACAAAUAGAGAGGUUCUUACAUGGUUGAAACAGUGGGAUUCAUGUGUUUAUGGAUCUGAAAUUAAGAGUACAACAGAGCAUGUCUUGUCUGCCCUGAGACGUCAUUCAACAGUUAAGCGUCCAAAAUUUUCUGCGCGCCAGACUUUUGGAACGAAUAGACAACCUAUGUUUGGCAAAGGUGGAGCUCAUAAUCAUCAAUUUGAAGAGAAAGACGAAUCAAAUGAUUUCAAGGAUGCAGGGGACAAGAAACAGAAGCAUUCUGGUCCACCAGAACAAAAGAUUCUUCUACUCUGUGGACCUCCUGGGCUUGGGAAGACAACACUUGCUCAUGUUGCAGCUCGGCAUUGUGGAUACCGAGUAGUGGAGAUUAAUGCUAGUGAUGACCGCUCAUCAUCAACAAUAGAAGCCAAGAUUCUGGAUAGUGUCCAGAUGAACUCCGUCUUUGCUGAUUCAAAGCCUAAAUGUUUGGUCAUUGAUGAAAUUGAUGGGGCUCUUAAUGAUGGAAAAGGCGCAGUGGAGGUCAUUUUAAAGUUGGUGUCUGCGGAAAGGAAAUCUUAUGCUGAAAAAGAAAAUGAUCCUCAAGGGGUACAUUCUGUAAGGAAGUCCUCAAAAAAGAAGGAAAGGAAUGCAUCUUUGCUAAGGCCUGUGAUCUGCAUCUGCAACGAUCUUUAUGCUCCUGCAUUGAGGCCAUUGCGCCAGGUGGCUAAGGUUCAUGUAUUCGUGCAGCCAACUGUUGCUCGCGUGGUAAACAGGCUCAAGUACAUAUGUAACAAAGAAGGUGUGAAGACUAGCUCCAUUGGUCUGACUGCUCUGGUGGAGUUUGCGGAAUGUGAUAUACGUUCAUGCUUAAACACCCUUCAGUUUCUCAACAAAAGGAAGGAGACCCUCAAUGUGUUGGAGCUUAGUUCUCAAGUAGUUGGCAGGAAGGAUGCAUCAAGAAGCGCUUUUGACAUUUGGAAAGAGAUUUUCCAAAAGAGGAAAGCCAGAAAUGAGAGGAAACACAAUAGUUCGUUGCGUCACAUCUCUAAUGAUUUUGAAUCUCUUCACUCUUUAAUAUCUAAUAGGGGUGACUUUGACUUAAUUUUCGACGGAAUCCAUGAGAACAUUUUGCAUCUCCGCUACAAUGACCCUAUGAUGCAAACAAGUGCCAAGUCCCUGAAUAUUCUCGGUGAUUCUGACAUAAUUCAUCAAUACAUUAUGCGUACACAACACAUGCCUCUUCUAGCUUAUCAGCCUUCAUUUGCAAUUGCUAUUCACGGGCUAGUGGCUCAGGUUGAAAGGCCAAACAUUGAAUGGCCCAAGUCAUUUCACAGAUAUCGGACUUCAUCAAUAGAAAAGAUGGAAACAUUCCAUUUGUGGCACAACAAGAUGACACCUUUCAUAUCUAGACAUCUGUCGACCAGAUCUUUUGUGGAAGACUCGAUUUCUCCUUUGUUACAUAUUCUAUCACCGCCAACACUAAAACCGGUAUCUUUGCAUUUACUGUCAGAGAAGGAUAAGAGAGAUCUGGCUCAGCUGGUGGAUACAAUGGUGUCAUAUGCAAUAACUUAUAAGAACAUAAAAUCCGAUCCUUCAUUAGGUUCCAUGAAACAUGAUCACGCGUUAGAUUCUUCAAUGCUUUCUUUUGAACCCCCUAUUGGCGGUUUCAUAAACUUCAAGGGCUAUUUUUCAUGCCAUUCUAUGCUUGCUUCUGCUAUGAAGUCAGUUUUGGUACACGAGGUUGAGAAGCAAAAGAUUUUGCAAAGCAGCCGAAGCCAACUUGGACAUCCUACAGAUUCUUCUAUGGACGAAAAACAUCCGUCAAUUAGAAGCAAGAAUACUAGUUUAGUUCCCUCUAGGUUUCAUUCAAUGAAUACUUCAACUGACAAUGAUCCAAGUGUAACUAGUACCCCUCGUAUCCAAAAGAUGAGUGAGCUAUCUGCAUCUUCUAGUCCUUCAGCUACAGAAGUAAAUGAAGUUGCUCCAGCUAAAGCGAGUUCUGAAAAAAAGAAGCCUACCAAAGGAUCAUUCAAUUUUUUUGACAGAUUCAAAAAGCUGAAUAGCAAAGGAUCUCAGGAAAUUAAUUCCGCUAAUCAAGGACCAACAGAGAGGGACUCACGCCCCUUAUUGUUUAAGUUUAAUGAGGGUUUCACAAAUGCAGUCAAGAGACCUGUCCGAAUACAAGAAUUUCUUCUCUGAUUUUAGUCAUCCUAUAGAGAACUUGUAUCAACAUUCUGAAUAACAUUUUGAUGUCUGCUGCUUGGGGCCGUAUAUAGCAAAGGUGUGAAGGGAAGCUCUGGCAAAAAAAAUGAUAUAUUGCUGCAUUCCCUCAAAUCAUAAAGAUCUUUUACCUUUGAGCUUUUAGCACUUUUAAAAGUGGCCUUGUAUUUAUCAAAACUACUUAGCAGAGGUUAUCAAAUGAAAGAUACGAAGUAUAACAGAGUGAUGUAGGAGUGUAGGACUAGCAUAGGAUAUCAGAGAUAUUACUCUAUCCUCUUGUUAAUUUUGUAUUACUAAAAACUUUGUUGAGUUUUAUCCAUGUAUCAUAUCUCCAUAUGGAUAUUACAAGUUUGGUCAUUA